Molecule: messenger RNA, 1275 nt
Organism: Anopheles marshallii
Lineage: Eukaryota; Metazoa; Arthropoda; Insecta; Diptera; Culicidae
Gene: Ass
Product: argininosuccinate synthase
Exons: 3
Coding region: 1-1275 (424 amino acids)
Biological process (GO): L-arginine biosynthetic process; urea cycle
Cellular component (GO): cytoplasm
Molecular function (GO): argininosuccinate synthase activity; ATP binding
Source: RefSeq, a predicted model, not a curated record
AUGGGCAAAGAAAAGGUUCUGCUAGCCUACUCAGGUGGUUUGGAUACGAGCUGUAUACUGAAAUGGUUGCUCGAGCAAGACUACGAGGUGAUCUGUUUUAUGGCCGACGUUGGCCAAACGGAAGACUUUGUUGCGGCACGGGAUAAAGCACUGAAAAUCGGUGCCACCGAUGUGGUGGUGAAGGACAUGAAGGAUUUCUUUGUCGAGAAAUUUGUCUGGCCCGCGGUACAGAUGGGACUGAUCUACGAGGAUCGCUACCUGCUCGGGACGUCACUGGCGCGGCCCUGCAUCUCCAAGGGUUUGAUGGAUGUUGCGGCCCAGCGUGGCUGCAGCUUCAUUUCGCACGGUGCCACCGGGAAGGGCAACGAUCAGAUACGCUUCGAGCUGAGCUGCUACGCGCUGAAUCCAUCGAUACGUGUCAUUGCACCGUGGCGCAUGGACGCGUUCUGUCAACGGUUUCAGGGCCGUUCCGAUUUGCUCGAGUAUGCGAAACGGUUCAACAUCCCGGUGAGUGCCACGCCGAAAGCGCCCUGGUCGAUGGAUGCUAACAUUAUGCACAUCAGCUACGAAUCGGGCAUCUUGGAGGAUCCAUCCGUGGCGGCACCGGAAGAGAUCUAUCAGCUCACGCAAUCGCCAACCCGUGCUCCGGAUGCACCGACCGUGGCUGAGAUUGUGUUUAAAGCGGGACUGCCCGUUCGCGUGACGGAGCUAGUCAGUGGCCGUACGAUGGAGAAACCGUUGGACAUACUUACCUUCCUCAACAAAGCCGGCGGUGAGCAUGGUGUGGGGCGCAUCGAUAUCGUAGAAAAUCGAUACAUCGGGCUGAAGUCACGCGGUGUCUAUGAAACGCCCGGCGUAACUGUGCUCCACUGUGCCCAUCGGGAUCUGGAGAUCUAUUGCUUGGACCGUGAAGUGCUGCGGGUGAAAAAGUAUCUUGCCGAUCGGAUGGCGGAUUACGUCUACAACGGGUACUGGUAUGCGCCCGAAGCUGAGUACGUGCGCAAGUGUAUCAUAGAGUCGCAGAAGCACGUGUCCGGAAAAGUCGUGGUGGAAAUGUUUAAAGGUCAUGUGAUGGUGACUUCCCGGGAGUCGAUAAAUUCCGUCUACAACCAGGAACUGGCAUCGAUGGAGGUGCAUGGUAAUUUUUCGCCCUACUCGUCGACAGGCUUCAUUGAGAUCAAUGCGGUCCGAUUAAGAGAGCAUCAUCGAGUGUUUGGUACGGCCAACAUGACCAAACAUUUCUCCCGUACGGAAUCGGACAUGAAACUCAUCUAA